This is a messenger RNA of Vigna umbellata (rice bean), 1693 nucleotides long. RefSeq names its product S-adenosyl-L-methionine-dependent methyltransferases superfamily protein. NCBI's taxonomy places the organism in Eukaryota, Viridiplantae, Streptophyta, Magnoliopsida, Fabales, Fabaceae. The record is from RefSeq and is a predicted model, not a curated record. Gene Ontology annotation, molecular function: methyltransferase activity. Gene Ontology annotation, biological process: methylation.
UUUAAGCAGCUUCUUCUUUGUCUCCUACGGCCACCCGCACCUCCUCCAAACGCCUCCACAAUCGGAUCUGAACCACCAGAAUCGAUUUUCAUGGAGGAGAAUCGGUUCUCACCUCCCAUUCUCGCACAGGCACACUGUAGCACUUGUCUAUUCCCACGCAUGGAACAAAAAAGAGCAAGGGGGAUUUUGUAAUUUCACCUUCAUUCCCUCAAAUCAGACUCUCAAAUCACUUAUCCUUUUGAAAUGCUUGAUGGGUUUUGCACAAGCUUUCCCUGUAACCUCUAUUAAUAACCUUCCCUCACUCGUUUGCACCUUUAAGAGGAAACUUUGUGUUUCUACUGCAAAACUCAGCCGAGACAAUGACCCAUUACUUCUUUCUGCCACUGCUUUUGCUUCUCUUCGCUACAGUGAAUCUCUUCGACCAGAGCCUCUGUUUCUAGACCCAUAUGCUGGUUGUUUUGUCCGUGAUAAUACUCCCGAGGAUGUGAUUCAGGACUUGCAUCCCUAUUGUCUUGCAGCCAAGUUCAUUGAUGAUAAGCUGCUUCAUACAGUUAGUCUUAUUGAUGGACUAAAGCAGCUAGUUUUUUUUACUGAUGGCAUGGAUACACGCCCAUACAGACUUCAGUGGCCCACUUCGACCAUAAUAUUUGACAUUUCCCCUGAAAUUGUGUUUAAGUUUGCAGCUGAGAAGCUUAAAGAUGUUGGGGCUAAGAUACCCAAAGGUUGCAUAUUCUGUCAUAUUCCACUGGAAUCAUCUGACCUGGAGCAGGCUAUGCAAUUUAAAGGCUACAAUGGUAAUAGACCAAGCAUAUGGGUCCUGCAGGGAUUUCCAAUGAUGACGCUGGCAAAUUUUGAAGAGGUUUUGUCAAUGAUUAGCAGUUUGGCCAUGAAGGGAUCCCUUUUUUUAGGAGAGCUUCCUGCCUGCUUAACUGAGACAGACCCAGAAAUCAAGUCCAAUAUAAGGCAAUGGGUGGAUAAACUAUUCAUGAGCAAGGGAUUUCGGGUGGAAAUGAUCAAGUACGAAGGGAUUGCCGGGAGUUAUGGUAAAGAUUUUGCAUCAGGGCACAAUAAUAGUAUACUGUUUGUCGCAGAACAGCUGUUACAUUCUGAUGAUCAGAUGGAAUCAUGGAGACGAGAAUUUCAAAGGAUAGAGAAUGAAGGUGAUGAAGAUGGUUUUGAAGAGUUAUAGAUAAGCAUAUAAGCUUCAUCUCACCCUCAUUAGCCUCAAAAGGAUACUUCUAUUGCUACAAGGGUCUUUCGUGGCAUUAUCCUCUAUACAAUUGAUGGUGUGCUUGUAUAUCUUUGAAGGAGUGUCUAGUUAUGAACUAAAGUGUAAUAUAGCUUCGCUGAGCUGAUAUAAAUUAGUAAUAAUAAAACAUAUUAGCUCGUUGUGUUUGGACAUAAGUAAGCUUUGUCAUGGAUGGAGGAUCUCAAAGUAUCUCAAAACAAAUCUAAUUUAAACCACGUUGUUGGAAAUUAUAUGUAGCACUUGUUGCAACUUCUUUUCAGUACUAUUGUAAGUGACUCAUGUUCAACCUGUUCUUUCCCAGGUACCCCAUUCCACCUUUUGAUUUCUCUGUUAAAGGACUUUCUUCAAUAUCAGUGGAUGUACAUAAAUAUGGUUUAGCUCCCAAAUGAACAAGUAUAGUUCUUUUUAGAAACCAUGAAAUCAGAAAGGUAAGGCAAUGAUUUA